Gavialis gangeticus (Gharial) is the source of this 532-nucleotide messenger RNA. Its product is annotated as myelin P2 protein-like. Gene Ontology annotation, molecular function: fatty acid binding. Gene Ontology annotation, cellular component: nucleus; cytosol. The record is from RefSeq and is a predicted model, not a curated record. Gene Ontology annotation, biological process: fatty acid transport. Bases 68 to 472 code for a protein of 134 amino acids. Lineage: Eukaryota; Metazoa; Chordata; Crocodylia; Gavialidae. The transcript has 4 exons.
CUAGUUCCCGUCAUCGCCACCGCGCACGUCUGUCUGUGUGUCCGCCUGCCGCUCCGCCGCCCGCACCAUGGCCAUCGACAGCUUCCUCGGCAAGUGGUGCCUCAUCUCCAGCGAAGGCUUCGAGGACUAUAUGAAGGAACUAGGUGUCAGUAUGGCCAUGAGGAAGAUGGGAAGUAUGGCCAAACCAGAUGUUUACAUCAGUAAGGAUGGAGAUACGAUCACUGUGAAAACAGAGAGCACCUUUAAAACCUCACAAUUUAGCUUCAAACUAAAUGAGAAAUUUGAGGAACAUACAUUAGAUGGCAGGAAAACUCAGACCCUUAUCACCUUAACUGAUGAUAACACAUUGCACCAACUUCAGACAUGGGAUGGCAAGGAAUCCACAAUAACUCGGAAAAUAGAGGAUGGGAAAUUAGUGGUGGAAUGCGAUAUGAAUGGUGUCAAAUGUACUAGAGUCUACAACAAAGCAUGAAGAUCACGUCUCUAUCUCUGCACUGAGUUGGACUUCCUAACAACAGCUCAGUUCAGUGAA